GAUCGAGAACUUGGGCUUGAGGCCCAACUUAACCAUAUGGCUGAAAGGGUAAUACAGUAAUUGUGCCCAUUAACUCUCCUAUAAAAGCUCAGCGUAGGUGGAACCCUAGCGGCUGGCGGACGGCGGCAGAAGAAGUUUUAGGGCACGCUCCGAUUCUCCUGAAAUGGCGAAGUCGAAGAACCACACGGCGCACAACCAGUCGUACAAAGCUCAUAGGAACGGGAUCAAGAAGCCCAAGAGGCAUCGCCAUACGUCCACCAAGGGGAUGGACCCAAAAUAUCUUAGGAACCUGAGGUACUCGAGGAAGCAUAACGAACUCAACAAGAAGGCUGCCGCCGCCUCGGGUUCUGAGAUGGAGCAAUAGAGGAUUGAGUGCGGAGACAGUCGGUUUCACCUUUUAGAUUCGUUUAUGGUUUUGUUUCUCUUGCAUUGAAUGUUCCAGUAUCGUAUCCAGUAGACUUUCAAUUGGCAAACAAUGGUGUAGCAAUCUUACUGCUAAAUUCCUUUCAUGAGGUGUUCUUUUUAA
Molecule: messenger RNA, 526 nt
Organism: Zingiber officinale
Lineage: Eukaryota; Viridiplantae; Streptophyta; Magnoliopsida; Zingiberales; Zingiberaceae
Product: 60S ribosomal protein L29-1-like
Exons: 3
Coding region: 164-364 (66 amino acids)
Biological process (GO): cytoplasmic translation
Cellular component (GO): ribosome; cytosolic large ribosomal subunit
Molecular function (GO): structural constituent of ribosome
Source: RefSeq, a predicted model, not a curated record